Messenger RNA from Chrysochloris asiatica (Cape golden mole), 1638 nucleotides. RefSeq names its product perilipin 1 (gene PLIN1). The record is from RefSeq and is a predicted model, not a curated record. The transcript has 10 exons. Gene Ontology annotation, cellular component: lipid droplet. NCBI's taxonomy places the organism in Eukaryota, Metazoa, Chordata, Mammalia, Afrosoricida, Chrysochloridae. Gene Ontology annotation, biological process: lipid metabolic process. Bases 1 to 1638 code for a protein of 545 amino acids.
AUGGUGGAAAUGGAAACUGAGAUCCCAGGCAGCCUGGGCCCAGUUGGUGGCCGGGAGAGAGCCGGUCUGGCAGCCAACAAGUGUUCAACCAUGCUGGAUGAAGACGUCCCUGAGCAGGAGAAUGUGCUUCAGAGAGUCCUGCAGCUGCCAGUGGUGAGCGGCACCUGUGAGUCUUUCCAGAAGACCUACGCCAGCACCAAGGAAGCCCACCCCCUGGUGGCCUCUGUAUGCAAUGCCUAUGAGAAGGGCGUGCAGAGCGCCAGCAACUUGGCUGCCUGGAGCAUGGAGCCUGUGGUCCGCCGGCUGUCCACCCAGUUUACAGCUGCCAAUGAGCUGGCCUGCCGAGGCCUGGACCACCUGGAGGAAAAGAUCCCAGCGCUCCAGUACCCUCCCGAAAAGAUUGCCUCCGAGCUGAGGGACACCAUCUCCACACGCCUUCGCAGUGCCAGGAACAGCAUCAGCAUACCCAUCGCAAGCACUUCGGACAAGGUCUUGGGGGCGGCUCUGACCAGCUGCGAACUUGCCUGGGGCGUGGCCAAAGACACUGCCGAAUUUGCUGCCAACACACGAGCUGGCCGGCUGGCCUCUGGAGGGGCAGACCUGGCCCUGGGUGGCGUUGAAAAGAUGGUAGAGUUUCUCCUUCCUCCUGCCAAGGAAGAGGCAGCCCUUGGUCCUGGACACCAGCGGGCCCAGAAGAAGCCUGCCAAGGGCAAGCCAAGCCUCAUGAGCAGGGUGGGGGCCCUGGCCAACACUCUCUCGCGGCACACCUUCCAGACCACAGCCUGGGCACUAAAGCAGGGUCAUGCGGCGGCCAUGUGGAUCCCAGGUGUGGCACCUCUGAGCAGCCUGGCCCAGUGGAGCACAUCAGUGGCCAUUCAGGUGAUGUCCCGGCGGCAGAGUGAGGUGCGGGUACCCUGGCUGCACAAACUCGCUGCCAACCAGGAGGAGGACCAUGAUGACCAGACGGACACAGAAGGGGAGGAAACAGAGGAAGAGGAGGAGGAAGACGAGGAUGAGGACGAGGAGGAGAUGGAAGAGUUCAGUGAGGCGACAUUCCUACCCAGCCCCAAAGGCCUCUUGGGCAGUGUGGCACACACUGUGCAGAUGGCCCUCCAGGGCACCAUCUCAGCUGUGACAUGGGCGCCUGCCGCUGUGAUGGGCAUGGCAGGAAGGCUGUUGCAUCUCACAACCACCCCCGAUGUCUCCUCAAUCAACAAGAGGAGGGCAACCCUGUCGGAUGCUCUGAAAGGUGUUACUGACAACGUGGUGGAUACAGUGGUGCACUACGUGCCGCUCCCUAGGUUGUCACUGAUGGAACCGGAGAGCGAAUUCCGAGAUAUCGACAAUCCACCAUCUGAGGCCGAGCGCCGAGGCUCCGCGGCCCCAGCCACCAGCCCAGAGUCGUCUUCACGCCCGGCUCAGCCCCGUGGAAUGUUGCGCAACGCGCGGGGCCUGAGCGCGCCCGCCUGCCCGGGUCUGGAUGACAAGCUCGCCACGUCUCCCGGGUCCCGCCCGGCCUUCCCGGCUGUGCCGCGCGAGAAGCCCUUACGCAGGGUCAGUGAUAGUUUCUUCCGGCCCAGCGUCAUGGAGCCCAUCCUGAGCCGUGCGCAGUACAACCAGCUGCGCAAGAAGAGCUGA